CCGGUGACGCAGGCCACCUUUCGGCUGACGCAUGCGCAGAGGCUGAGUGUCGCUGCACCAGCAGGAGUCCAGGCAGCCACGGGGGACGCGGAGCUGUCGUUUUGUUUAUUUCACACAAGAUAAACUUUCCCCAAACAUGUCGGGAUUUGACAGCAACCCCUUCGUGGAUCCGGUGGACGUCAACCCUUUCCAGGAUGCUUCAGUCACACAAGCCACCAGCGGAGCGACUGAAACCGUGGGGGAGUUCAACCCGUUUUCAGCAGGUGGAAUGGGAAAUCACACCGCCACCACCAUCCCCAUGUCUGCUGCCUCAUCUCAACCUGCUGUACUACAGACCUCUGUGGAGCAGAGUCCACAAGCAACUGCGGCCGCUGCCCAGGCCAACCUGAUCAAACAGCAGGAGGAGCUGGAGAGGAAAGCGGCUGAGCUGGAGCGGAAGGAGCAGGAGCUGCAGAACAGGGCGACCAGGGGGCUGAACACUGGAGUCAGGGAAAACAACUGGCCGCCUCUGCCCAAGUUCUUCCCGGUGAACCCCUGCUUCUACCAGGAUUUUGAGCAGGACAUCCCUGAGGAAUAUCGCACAGUCUGCAAGAGAAUGUACUACCUCUGGAUGUUCCACAGCGCCACUCUCUUCCUGAACGUGCUGGCCUGCCUGGCUUACUUCACAGGAGAUGCGAAGCAUGGCGUGGACUUUGGUCUGUCCAUCCUCUGGUUCGUCCUCUUCACCCCCGUCUCCUUCAUCUGCUGGUACCGGCCCGUCUACAAGGCCUUCAGGUCUGACAGCUCCUUCAGCUUCUUUUUCUUCUUUUUUGUGUUUUUCUUCCAAGUGUCAGUGUACAUCAUCCAGACUGUGGGGAUCCCCAGCUGGGGCAACAGUGGAUGGAUCGCAGCGAUCUCCAUGAUCGGCCACAACCUGGCCGUGGCCGUGGUCAUGAUGGUGGUGGCAGGCUUCUUCACCGUGAAUGCCGUCCUGGCUGUCAUCCUGCUGAAAAUGGUGCACUCCAUGUACCGCAGGACGGGGGCGAGUUUCACCAAGGCCCAGCAGGAGUUCUCGCAGGGAGUCCUGACCAACCGGACCUUACAGACGGCGGCAGCCAGCACCGCCUCCUCCGCCAUGCAGGGAGCCUUCCAGGGGAACUAAGACCCUUCACGCCUGCAGCUCGUCUCUUCCUCCAGCAGCGCACCACUGAGGUCAUGUCCCCGUACUCUUCAGCGGCUUCUUGUUCAUGGUUUGGGUUUGCUUAUUUAUUGAAAUGAUGAAAAAAAAAAAGGAGCCACUUGUGAACAGGACUUUUUAGCUGGUUAAUCUGUGCCUAGGUCUGCACAUAUCGGCUUACCAGGCUGAUGCAAAGGAUGGCAACCGAGUGGUGAUGCAAUGCAAAGAAUGGCAAUAACGCAGUUGCCAAGUGAGAUGUCUCCACUCUGAAUGCACCAACAAUUUGAAGGGUUGGGUUACACUAAAGUUUAAACGGCAACAUCACUACUGGUUCAGUCAUUUUACUGUUGAAUUUGGCUGUUUGUAAAAAGUACAACUAGCAUGGUUUUCUGUAUCUUAAAGCAAGCCUGUCUGCAAAGCUCCACCUGUUUUGCACCCUCAGCUGAAUGCAGCAUCUGCUUUCUGGAAGGCAGUCAAAAGUGAUUCUGGGAUACACAGGGAAUCUCCAGCUGAAGCAGAAAUCGGCCAGGCAAGUUGAAAGAAAGUGGGUGCAGCAGAAAAGUGAAUUACACCAGUGAAAGCGGUGCAGUAGUGAAAAGGGCUGAUGUUUGCUUACAUUUAUCGAAAUCCUGUCUUUUUUUUUUUUUUUGGUCUGUGGGUGCAAGAACACUGCUGAAAAGUAUGAGGAUGGUGCCGUCUCUCUGUGUUCCACUACAAAAUAACAUGAAGGGCUAAAGACUUUCAACCUUUUGCCUGCACAGAAAGUUUGAAAUACAUGAACUCAAACUUGACAUGAGAAUGUGGUGCUGCUGGUGGAUAAUGAAUCACUGUUAUGAUGUACUAAUCAUUUAACAGCAUCAUUGCAGGAGCGUGUGGGAUUGUGAAAGGCAGGGGUUUUCAGAGUCCGAGCCUGUGGGCCUCCCCUCCAACAAACUAAACUCUCUCUUUAACCAAAUGACAGAUAUUUAUGCAAUUACACUGCACGGUCUCCAUUUAAUAAACAAAAAAAAUCUGUUUAAUAGAAAUCCAUCAUGAACAUCCUUUUCACCAUCGGUCUCUUGAGACAUACCUACCUCCCACUUUGAAAACCUCUUGUCUCAUUCUGCCUUAUACACACUUAAAUACUCUUUAAAAUGCUAUGCUGUGAUUGCUUUUCUAAGAGAGCCCAUUUCUGCCACAUGAAAAAAUAAAAAAAUGGCUAAAUUGCUUGUUACGACUGAGGCAUAAUGUGGCGCAAAUGUGACUUUUUUUUUCUCAGUACAUAAAAACACAUUUUAGCCGUUUGUUAUUUUUUCAUGUGGCGGAAACAGGCUUCCGUACUUUCCUACUUGAUGUCCUCUCAGGAAACCGACACUUUCUUUGGGACGCAGGCUGAAAACUGAAUGGAAGUGAGAAUCAAAGGUCAUUAUUGUUUUAUAAUGUUACAUCACUCAUCAAAAAAAAAAAAAAAAAAAAGUCUGAAUGUACUCAUCACUGCUCAAAACUAUCCAGUGGUGAUUAUUAUUUUUUUUAAUGUUUUUGUUACUACUGUAGGAUAAGCUGAUUGUUAAUGAAGGGUGACGGGAUGAAGGGUUUUCUCUGCUGUUGUUUAAUCAGGUUACUGAACUAGAUGAAGUCACACAAAGACUCUGAGAUGGUCACAUGAAGACAUUAACUAUUUAUCUGAAACGGUGCAUUGACAGGAAUACUGGGAUAAUAUGUAAUCAUUAUUAUUAUUAUUGUUAUUAUUAUUAUCAUAUCGUACUAUUUUCUGCCAUAGUUUGGAUCCUUAUUUUGAUAGCGUUAAAGGCUGGGUGGUGCUUUAUGUUUGUGAAGCUGCUGUAGGGUAGACUACCGAAGAGACGACCCAAGUAAUGACGUGCUAGAGAAAAUAGAAUAAAGAAUUAAAUGUAAUAAAGAAUUAAUGAGCUGAAAGAACAUUUGAUUGAUCUGUUGACGGUGACCAGUUUGCCUAAAGUGAUUUUGAGGCCAUAGGCAUUUCAGUGCAGAGUAACGUCACCGCAGCACUGGAAGAAAGAAAGCAGGCAUGGUACUGUUCUGUAUUUACACUGGCUACUAGAUAGAUAUCUGUAUCUUAUCAUAGUUAUCUUUUAAUUAGCUAUUUAUUUACACUAUUGACUGGGAGUACACGGUCAAACUCAGAUUUCUCCCCUUGCCGUCUCAGUCUAAAUCACUGUGCUUUGACAGGUGUAACCUCAGUGCCUUUAAGUAGAUGUACCAAUAUUUGUGUGGGGAUGUUGGUGCAUGGACAGAAGUUGUUAGUUUGUCAUGGGUUUGUUUGCUUUAUCCCUCCUCUCCUCUACAAUGUCGAUUGUUUUUGUCAUUCUUUUGAGAGAAAAAAAAUGUUUUAUGCCGAGUUUUCAUUUGACUUGUGUAUUAAAAUGUGUUGUACAUAUCUGUGACUUAUUUAAAAUACCUUUUAUUAUAGACGGGGGAAACGUAGCUGUUGGAAACUGGUUCUUGUCGACUUUUAUUCAAUUAAUUGAUAGAUCUGAAGACUGGAACUUUGUUUAAUCUAAGUCAAGAAAGAUAAAUGUCUUUGGUGUUAU
Messenger RNA from Myripristis murdjan (pinecone soldierfish), 3705 nucleotides. RefSeq names its product secretory carrier-associated membrane protein 2-like. The transcript is spliced from 9 exons. The record is from RefSeq and is a predicted model, not a curated record. Bases 137 to 1141 code for a protein of 334 amino acids. Lineage: Eukaryota; Metazoa; Chordata; Actinopteri; Holocentriformes; Holocentridae. Gene Ontology annotation, biological process: protein transport. Gene Ontology annotation, cellular component: trans-Golgi network membrane; recycling endosome membrane.